Messenger RNA from Cololabis saira (Pacific saury), 2292 nucleotides. RefSeq names its product serine/arginine-rich splicing factor 1. Gene Ontology annotation, molecular function: mRNA binding. The coding region runs from base 158 to 937 and encodes 259 amino acids. The transcript has 4 exons. The record is from RefSeq and is a predicted model, not a curated record. Gene Ontology annotation, cellular component: cytoplasm; nucleus; ribonucleoprotein complex. Lineage: Eukaryota; Metazoa; Chordata; Actinopteri; Beloniformes; Belonidae.
AAGAAGAAGAGGCGCCCAUAUUUCCUCGCUUGUAGCCUGCUAGCUGGAGCCGGACUGACUGAAUAUCUGCUCCUGAAAUCUCCAUCUUUACCGUUUACUUAGCGAGUCCAGAUCCAGAAAGUUAGGUUUAAGGUAGUGAUCCUUGCACCUCGCCAGCAUGUCGGGGAUCAUCCGGGGCCCCGCGGGGAGCAACGACUGCCGCAUCUACGUGGGGAACCUGCCGCCCGACAUCCGCUCCAAAGACGUGGAGGAUUUGUUCUACAAGUACGGGGCCAUCCGGGACAUCGACCUGAAGAACCGCCGCGGCGGCCCGCCCUUCGCCUUCGUGCAGUUCGAGGACCCGAGGGAUGCUGAGGAUGCGGUUUACGGGCGGGACGGCUAUGAUUACGAUGGCUACCGGCUGCGUGUGGAGUUUCCCAGAAGUGGAAGAGGAGGAGGAGGCGGAGGUGGUGGUGGAGGCGGAGGAGGUGGUGGCGGUGGAGGAGGAGGAGGCGGUGGUGGCAUGGGACCCCCCAGGGGGAGGUACGGCCCCCCAUCUCGACGCUCCGAGAACAGGGUGAUUGUGUCAGGUCUUCCCCCCAGUGGGAGCUGGCAAGACUUAAAGGAUCACAUGCGAGAGGCAGGUGAUGUAUGUUAUGCUGAUGUGUACCGUGAUGGCACUGGCGUUGUGGAGUUUGUGCGCAAAGAAGAUAUGACUUACGCUGUGCGUAAAUUGGAUAACACCAAGUUUCGUUCUCAUGAGGGAGAGACGUCCUACAUCCGCGUGAAGACGGACGGCCCGCGCAGCCCCAGCUACGGCCGCUCUCGCUCCCGCAGUCGCAGCCGGAGCCGCAGCAAGAGCCGCAGCCGCAGCUUCUCGCCGCGCCGCAACAGAGGAUCCCCGCGCUACUCGCCGCGGCGCUCCCACACCCGCUCGCGGUCCCGCUCCCGCUCCUAGACCCCUGCUCGGACCCCGGGGGUCCCGGAGGACCGAGGACCGGCCCGCGUCUCUACACCGUCAUGUGUGUUCCCUCCUUCAACACCUUUUGUUGCAGUUUUUUUUGUUCUCAUUUUUGCAGACCUUAAGAAUAUCGAUACCGGUUUGGCUUGUUUUCUUCCUCACGCUCCUUUUUCAUAAAACAAGAAAAAAACAAGAAAAAAUACCCCCUAUGUUUCUAUUCUCUACUUUCAUCUUCCUCUCAUUUGUGUAACUCUUUUUCCUCCUGGCUGCUCUCGUUGAAUGCUUUUUUUGUUUUUUUUUCUUCUCUCAAGCAUAUACAACUGUCCUUUGACCUUCUCGUGUGUUUCUCUAUAGAGUUCAGAGGAACAGGAAAUAGGAUGGGAAGAGAGGAAACAGUUCAUGUUAAGAUAAACAGGAGGAGGAGGAUUCAAAUGUGGCACCAAUGGUAUGACGGCCGUGCCUUGUCAACUGUGAAAUCUGCAUUAUAAGGCUCUUGUGAAUUCUUUUUAAACCAUUCACUUUACCAUAGUGUUACUGAACAAUAUAGUAAAACCACAUACUCGGAGAUCCUUAGCUUUUUCUUUUUUAUUUCUUUUUUUAAAUGACCUCAUCACAGUAACUUUGGGCUUUAACUAAUAAAUAGACCGUGUCCCUUUUGUCUGGAAGUAAAACUCCCUCCUAGCUGCAUUUCUUUGACAUUUUGUUUUAAUAAUUUUCAUGAAGGUGUGAUUCUAACUCGCCUCCUUCUCUUUGGUUCUUGCUGGUAUUCUGAAGGUGUGGACUGGGCUCAAUGUCUCCCCAUUCCGGAGCUGGAUCAGAUAAGGAUCAGGAUAUUGAUUAGGCUUCAGGAUGGAUACAUGGAGCAGAACCCCUGGCCCUGUCCGCAAAACCUCAGCAAACCGGAAACAUUGUAGUUGGAUAAUCAGACUCAAUUGGCUUUCGAAUUCACAAUUUAUUUCCUUUUAAUUUUUUUUGGACCUGAAAGACGAGGUUACCGAUGGCGCAGCGGCAACGCCAUCGUUUCAGUUUCCUUUUUUCCCUUUUUUUUUUUUUUUUUUUUUUUGUUCUGAAAAACAAACCAAAACGAAAAAAGAAGAGCAAAGCUUGGAUCAGAUCCAGGACGAGGGCUGGGAAGUUCAGGAUGGAUCCACACGUGAGGAGAGUGGUAAAUAGCGGGAAUCUGUGACGGGGCAGAGGGAGGCUGGGAGGCGGAGAGGGAUGUGACCUUCACGUGGUUUGUAACUCUUCUCUUAGGUCCGUCUUUUCAAGGGUGUAUGAUUUCGGAUUUUCUCGACUAUAAUCUUCACAUCAAAGCUUUAUUCUCUUUUAAUAAAACAUUCGACAACAUUAAA